UGGGUGGUGUGAGUGCCAGUCGCCGGCCUUUAGUGUGGCUGCUGCUGGGGCGGCUACGGGGAGGGGGACGGAGCCAGGGGACCUGGAGCAGCAGCCGAAGGAGGUUAUGUUUGUGUUUGGGAUUGUCAAGUGAAGGAGGGAUCCCAGGCGCCGCCGCCGCCGCUGCUGCGCGGGGGUCGCGGAGAUUCCGGGCUGCGGCCGCCGCCAUCAGCAGCGCAGCUCCAGGGCCGGCUGCAGCGGCAGCGGCCCCGCCGGGCGUCCUGGCAGCAGCACAUGGAUUAAUUGAUGGACAGUAGGUGUAUGGAGCCACCUUUCUGUGACCUGCUCUUCCUACAGUUUUUAAGAAGGAAAAGGGGCCCCUGAAUCAAAGAAGAUGCCUCGAACUAAACAGAUUCAUCCCAGAAAUCUAAGAGACAAAAUUGAAGAAGCACAAAAAGAACUUAAUGGGGCAGAAGUGGCAAAAAAAGAAAUCUUAGAGGCUGGUAUUAAAGGAACUUCAGAAUCACUUAAAGGUGUGAAACGUAAAAAGAUUGUAGCUGAGAAUCACCUGAAAAAAAUACCAAAAUCCCCGCUGAGAAAUCCUCUUCAGGCAAAACAUAAGCAGAAUACGGAGGAGCCGCCGCCCGCCGUCGUGCAGAGCGCGUCGGGGCCGCACAAGAAGCAGAGCCCCGGCGCGGCCGGCAAGCCCCCUCUUCCUCCAUACAGUCCGCACGAACCCCCUGCCCCCAAACCCAACCCACAGAAUCAGCAGCUUCCAGCGGGCUCGGGUUUCGCGAGAUCACUGACGAAUCUGCAAAAUCAAGAGAACGCCAAACUUGAACACGUGUAUCACACAGCAGUGACGUCGCCCGCGGGUCUGACUUCACCCUCCAGUAGAACUCAGGUUACUCCUCCAAACCAGCAAAUGGAUUCCGCUUCACCCGCGUCCAUCAGUCCCGCCCCUUCGACACAGUCACCCCCCGCGCCGAUUUACAACUCGACUCCUGUUGCCCCAGCCAUUAAUCACAGCGUGGAACAAAUGUGCAAUCUUCUUUUGAAAGAUCAGAAGCCAAAAAAGCAAGGAAAAUACAUUUGUGAGUAUUGCAAUAGAGCUUGUGCAAAGCCCAGUGUGCUUUUAAAGCACAUCCGCUCCCACACUGGUGAGCGACCCUAUCCCUGCGUGACCUGCGGGUUUUCAUUUAAGACUAAAAGUAAUCUGUACAAGCACAAAAAAUCCCAUGCACAUACUAUCAAACUGGGUCUUGUCUUGCAACCAGAUGCUGGGGGCUUGUUCUUGUCCAAUGAGUCCCCCAAAGCACUUGGUAUCCAUUCAGAUGUGGACGACAGUGGGGAGAGCGAUGACGAGGGCGCUGCUGAUGAAAGGCAGAACCAGAACCACCGGGGCUCCAUGGACCUGCAGCCCGUGCAGAUAAUGAAAAUGGUACCCAACUUGGUACCCAACUUGGAAGCGUUACCAAAAUCAAGCUCCAUUCCAAGCAACCCAGAUCACAUGGUAGGAGACUUUUCACUACGGGACAAAUCUUCAGAUUCACAGACUGUGGCAGACCUACCAAAGGUUGUGGUCCACCCCAUCGGUGUGUCCCCUUUAAGAGUUGACAGCCCGAAGGUUACAGACUCCAAGCCUGAACUGUCUAGUGCACAGAAACAGAAAGACUUUCAGAUAACCCGUGUAUUGGCCCAAGCCUGGGCGCCCUCCCUGGAGACUGAUGAGAAGUCUGGUCAGAAGGGAGACAUGAGUCAGCCAGGAGGAAAACAGGAAUCUCACGUGGGAACAGCCCACGCCCAGCUACAAAGGCAGCAGGCUACGGAUUACUCUCAAGAGCAGCAAGGAAAACUUCUGAGUCCUCGAAGUUUAGGAAGUACUGAUUCUGGUUACUUCUCACGUUCUGAAAGUGCCGAUCAAACAGUGAGUCCACCAGCUCCCUUUGCCAGACGUUACCCGCCGCAGAACAGGACUCUAGUAAGACUAACGGGCCCUCCACACCUCGUGUCACUGCACCAGCAACUUCUGCUCUACCAGCGGGAGAAGGCAUCACCCCUCCCAGGCCAGAUGCGCCCGCCCUUGGCAACAAAAACCCUUGAGGAGCGGAUAUCAAAGCUCAUCUCAGACAAUGAAGCCUUGGUAGACGACAAGCAGCUGGAUAGCGUAAAGCCACGGAGAACCUCUCUCUCACGACGGGGGAGCAUCGAUUCCCCCAAAUCUUACAUAUUUAAGGAUUCUUUCCAGUUUGAUUUAAAACCAAUGGGACGGAGAACAAGCUCAAGCUCUGAUAUACCAAAGUCCCCUUUCACCCCCACUGAGAAAUCGAAGCAAGUGUUUCUUCUGUCUGUACCUUCCCUCGACUGUCUGCCUAUCACAAGAAGUAAUUCGAUGCCAACCACAGGUUACUCAGCGGUACCUGCGAGCAUCAUCCCUCCUCCUCAUCCACUGAGAGGAAGUCAGUCAUUUGAUGACAAAAUUGGUGCUUUCUAUGAUGAUGUCUUUGUAUCUGGACCUAACACUUCUGUGCCCCAAAGUGGACAUCCCCGCACCCUCGUCAGGCAAGGAGCAGUCGAAGACUCUUCAACAAACGAAAAUCACGUUCUGGCUGUCGGGCAGCCCUUGGACGAGAGCCAUCAAGGAUGUCCCACCACUGGUGAGACCGCAGCUGCAAGGAGCAAGCCCCUGGCGCCAGGCUCACACGUGGAAAAGAAGAAGUCUCAUCAAGGACGGGGGACCAUGUUUGAGUGUGAGACCUGUAGAAACAGGUAUAGAAAACUGGAAAAUUUUGAAAACCAUAAGAAAUUUUACUGUUCAGAGUUGCAUGGACCAAAAACAAAGGUAGCUCUGAGAGACCCUGAGCACAGCCCUGUGCCCAGCGGAGCACCGCCCCCGGUUCUGCACUGCAGGGUGGCAGCCUCCACAGGGGUCUGGGAACAGACGCCCCAGAUAAGAAAGAGGAGGAAAAUGAAGAGUGUUGGAGAUGAUGACGAAUCGCAGCAAAAUGAAAAUGGAGCGUCUCCACGAAGCUCCGAAGGCCUUCAGGUUCAGAGCACUCUGGGCUCUGCGUCUAAACAGAACGCCACCGUCCCGGGUGACCCACAGCGAAGAAAUACCCAACUGCAGAGCUCCCAGGUGCCACUUGUGGCCAGAGGCCCCGAGCAGACCCUGGACCCAAAGCUGGCAGCUGCCGUGGAGCAGCAGAUGGACCCGGCCGCCCAGGACAAGGCAGAGCUGAAGAGGCACGGGGCCGGCAUCUCCGUCAUCCAGCACACCAACUCGCUGAGCCGCCCCAGUUCAUUUGAUAAGCUUGAGUUUUGUGAAGGCGCUUCUCCCAUUUCUUUCCAGGAGCCUAGCAGGCCAGCGAAGCCCGGGUCUCUGAACGUCAUGGGAAUCGGCCAAGAGGAAGGCUGCCCUCCCCGGAGCACGUCUCACCCCCACCAGCCUGCGCGGCCAGGUGCCCCGAGAGCAGAACUGCAGGAAGGCUCAAGACGGAUGUGCGCGGAGCGACACAUGUUGGGACAGUCCUCAAGACUUGUUCGGCAGCACCACAUCCAAGUCCCAGAGAUCCUGGUCACAGAAGAGCCAGAUCGGGACCUUGAAGGCCAAGGCCCCGAGCAGGACAAAGCAGAGAAGUUCAGUUGGCCUCAGCGGAGUGAAACCUUGUCCAAACUGCCGACGGAGAAACUGCCGCCCAAAAAGAAGAGGCUCCGUCUGGCCGAGAUAGAGCACUCCUCAACCGAAUCGAGUUUGGACUCCACUCUGUCCAGGAGUCUAAGCAGGGAGAGUAGUUUAUCUCACACUUCGAGUUUCUCCGCCUCCUUAGAUGUAGAGGACGUUUCGAAGACUGAGGGUUCCCCCAAAAUUGACUUGUUGAAUAAGGCCGAGUUUCUCGUGAUUCCAGCUGGCUCUAAUACACUGAGUGUUCCUGGAAGUCACCGGGAAAUGAGGCGUGCUGCGUCUGAGCAGAUGAGCUGCGUGCCCACGUCGAUGGAGGUCUCCGAUUUCAGAAGUAAAUCAUUCGACUGUGGAAGCAUCACUCCACCUCAGAUAGCUCCACUCAGUGAAUUGCAGCCUUCAACGUCCCCCUCUGGCCCGGGAGUCCCCGGGCACGUGCCUCUCUUAGAAAGGAGGAGAGGCCCCCUGAUACGGCAGAUCUCUCUAAACCUCGCUCCAGAGAGUCAUCUGUCUCCUGUGAACCCAGUGUCCUUCAAAACUGUUGCUCUUCCUGGUGUGAACACAGUGCCAUUUCAGGGGCCUCAGCUUGCUAAUACCUCUUUAGCUGAGUUUCCGGCAAACACUUUGCACCCUCAGACUCAAAUUAAGGAUCUGCGAACAGAAACUUCAAGUUCCAACUCUGCAAACAUCUUUCCUGUUCAACAGCUUUUUGGUGUCAGUUUGUUAAAUCAAAUGCAUGCGCCCCUCAGCCACCAGAACACACCGCUGUCUCUGCAGGUGUCUGCACAGAGUGGCAAGCCAGAGGCAAGCCUCACUGUCUGCGCAUCUUCUAAAAAUGAGGAUUGCUUUGCUCCCAAGUACCAACUUCAGUGUCAGGUUGUCCCUUCGAGCCAGUCUUGUGCUUCUAAUCCUGUACAUCCUCUGCCAAAGCCUGUGCUUUCAGAUCCAAUAGGGGCCGAGCAUCGUGCGACUUCGUUAACAAUACCCACCAAGUUAGCAGAAGCCGCAUCUAACUCGUGUCCUCUGCCGCCACUGAAGCUUGGGUCACUUGGUGGUCAGGGGCCGAAAGUGCCAACGUCAUUUUCGCUGCCCGUGCACUUGCAGGGCCAGGUCUCGGCCUACUGUUUUGCCACAGUCACACCUCUGCCACAAAUCCUAGUGACCCAAGAUCUGUCCAGUCAGCCAAUUUGCCAGGCUAAUCGCAGUAUGGUGCCAAUCAGCGAGGAACAAAAUUCCGUGCCAAAACUGCAAAAAGAUCACCAGAAUGCUUUGCCAGACCUGGAGGCAGAACUCAUUUGCCCAAAAGUCUUUUCAGAGGUGGGCCAGAAUUCUUCUCUCCUGGAAUCCCUGCCCAUAACUCAGAGAAUCUCUGUUGGUAGACUUUCCCCCCAGCAAGAAUCUUCUGCUUCAAGUAAAAGGAUGCUUUCCCCAGCAAAUAGUUUAGACAUUGCCAUGGAAAAGCACCAGAAGCGAGCCAAGGAUGAGAAUGGGGCCGUUUGUGCAGCAGAUGUCAGACCACGGGACCCACCAAGCUCCGGAGCCGCUGAGGUCAGUAAGCAGAGGAAGCCCGCCUUAGUGAGGCAGGUCUGCACCGCCGAGCCCCUGGACGCCGGCGUGUUGGAGCAGGAUGUCUUCUCUCACCCGGAAGUCAGUAGUGAGGCUGUUCACUUGACUAAUGUUUCGCCAGCUGAUAAUCUGUCAUCAGGACACUCCAAGCCCCUGGUGACAGAACCUAUAAAAGAACCGCAGGAAUUUGAAAACAUUAAGUCAGCCACAUCACUGGUGCUUACAGCGAGGAGGUCGCCUGUCCCUGCAGAGAACACUCACAUCUCUCCUGUGGAACGGGUAGACCGCAGCUGGGACGGGGAGUCUCCAGGGGUUAAAAAUGCAGGUGGCACGGUGGACAUCCAAGAACAGAGUCCGCCUGCAGCCACUGCUCCUUCCGUGGGUGAGGCCGGAGACCCUCAGCAGCUGUCCUUCCCCAGCCUGAAGACCGCCACCAGCUUCACGUGGUGUUACCUCUUAAGACAGAAGGCGCUGCACCUGCCUCAGAACGACCCGAAGACCUCGGCCUACACUGACUGGACAGUGAGCGCCGGUAACCCCAACCCACUCGGUUUGCCUACGAAAGUUGCUCUUUCUCUCCUUAACUCAAAACAGAAGACCGGAAAAUCACUAUAUUGUCAAGCAAUAACUACCCACUUCAAAUCAGAUUUAUUGGUCUAUUCAAGCAAGUGGAAAAGCGGCUUAAGCAAGAGAGCAUUAGGUAAUCAAAAGUCCACAGUAGUUGAAUUCAGCAAUAAAGAUGCCUCUGAAAUUAACAGUGAGCAAGAUAAAGAAAAUUCCUUAAUCAAAAGUGAACCAAGAAGAAUUAAAAUAUUUGAUGGAGGAUAUAAAUCAAAUGAAGAGUAUGUAUAUGUCCGAGGCAGGGGAAGAGGAAAGUACAUUUGUGAAGAAUGCGGAAUCCGUUGUAAGAAACCUAGUAUGUUAAAGAAACACAUACGAACCCAUACAGAUGUCCGCCCCUACCACUGCACUUACUGUAACUUCUCCUUUAAGACUAAAGGAAAUCUGACAAAACACAUGAAGUCCAAGACACAUAGCAAGAAAUGUGUGGAUUUAGGCGUCUCAGUAGGUUUAAUAGAUGAACAAGAUACAGAAGAAUCAGAUGAAAAACAGCGCUUCACUUACGAGCGGUCAGGAUAUGAUCUGGAAGAAUCGGAUGGCCCCGACGAGGAGGAUAACGAGAAUGAGGAUGAGGAUGAGGACAGCCAGGCCGAGUCGGUCCUGUCCGCCGCCCCCUCCGCCACCGCCAGCCCGCAGCACCUGCCAGCGAGAAGCAGCCCUCAGGACCCUGGGGGUGCGGACGAGGACGGCAGGAUUCCCGAGUGCUUUCCGGGGGGACACACGGACCCGAUGGACGUGCUGCCCAGGGCGCUGCCCACCAAGAUGACCGUGCUGAGUGCCGUGCGGUCCGACCACGGCAGGAAGACAGGGUCCCCGGAGAGGAGCGGGCAGCAGGCUGCGGGAGACGAGGAGGCGGCGGCCACUCCCGCCGACUCUGCCAGGUCACCUGAGGCUGCGCCCCGGUCCCCAUGUCACCAGAUGUCUGUAGACUACCCUGAAUCCGAAGAGAUCCCAAGGAGUUCUGUGGCAGGAGAGGUUAUUGCUUUAACACAGAGCCCAUCAUCUCCGAGGCCGCCGCCUCCUGCAGCCCAGCGCAGCCCCCAGACGGGAGGGGGGCCUCCUCCAGCCUCCUCGCCGCAGCCCGCGCCUCCAGCGCAGAAGCUCCCAGGAACGCUCCAUCCGCCACCAGGCCUGCCUUCUCCCCAGACCCAUCUGUUCAGCCACCUUCCUUUACAUUCCCAGCAGCAGUCCAGGACUCCUUACAACCUGGUCCCCGUUGGGGGAAUCCAGGUGGUCCCUGCUGGCCUCACAUACUCCACCUUCGUCCCCAUCCAGGCGGGGCCCAUGCAACUGACGAUUCCUGCUGUCAACGUCAUUCACAGAACCGUGGGCCCCCCUGGGGACCUGGCCGCAGAAGUUUCUGGCACCACAGAACCCGCCGGAGUGACUGAAUUAAGCAGCGUCCUGCCCUGUAUUCCCAUCGGCCAGAUCCGCGUUCCAGGCCUGCAGCCCCUGAGCAUGGAAACCGUCAACCUGGUGGGCGCCCGGCCGCCCGGCAUCGCCCUGAAGGCCGUGGGGCUGCAGGUGCUGACCGCCGACCCCUGCGGCCAGGGCAGCCCCGGCCCCCCGGCUCCCGUCCCCGGCCUCCAGAUCCUCAACAUAGCCUUGCCCGCGCUGAUCCCCUCGGUCGGCCGGGUCCCCGUGGACACCCUCGAAACGCCCGCUACCCAAAACCGAGCGCGGGAGGCGCAGCCCCAGCAGCCGCCCGCGGCCGGUGCGCAGCAGGGAGGCAGGACCACGUCGCCGCAGGGCUCACCGCGAGUCCGCCGGGAAAACGCCAAGAAGGUUCUCGAUCUGCCGGCCCCCGCCGGAGACCACUCCAGGCUCGAGAGCUCCAGUCAGAGGGGCACGGGGAAGACUGGCCCCGUGAACCACGUGACGCCCCAGCACGAACCCCCCUCCCGGCCCGGCCAACCGACCUCGGCGCCCCCGCCGGCCCUCCCCCUGGACAACGGGCGCCGCGGCCCCCGCGCCCCGACCCGCAGGCAGGCGGCCCCGCAGCUCAGCGACCUCAGCAGUGACGACGACGAGGACAGGCUCGUGAUCGCCACCUAGGGGCCAGGUACUGGGGGGUUGGGAUGCUGGGUUUUUUUGGUUUUUUUUUACAUAACACUUAAAAGGUUUCUUUGAAAACCCUCCUUCCCUUAAAGCACAUUUUUCUGACAAACUCAUGACUCAUCUUUGUGCAAUCAUGAACUUUUGACCAAUAAUUGUCGUUUUGUGUCAGCUCCAGCCAUUUUUGUACAUGUUGUAUAGACAAUUGUGCCUUUUAGGAGUUUUAUGUUUAGGAACUGUACAGAUUGUUGAAUAUCUAUAUACAUAAAAUAUAUAUUAUAUAUGUACAUGAAAACCAGGUAGUUAUUUGUGUUUAGCAAGAGAAACCUGUCAAAUAAAUCAAAUGAUUAAAUUAUAUGUUGCACUGUUAAAUAUGAAUUUUUAUGGCUGUGGGGCAGUUUGUGUGUAAAUUAGUAUGUAAACUCCGUAUUUAUUGUAUUCAUAUUAGUCUUUGAAAAUGGGUCUGUCCUUCUUGUGUAAGACAGUAACUUUACACUUCAGACAGAUUUUCCAUGUUAUGAAAUGUUUCAGUAAAACAUUGUUUACUGACUUUA
Molecule: messenger RNA, 8454 nt
Organism: Vicugna pacos (alpaca)
Lineage: Eukaryota; Metazoa; Chordata; Mammalia; Artiodactyla; Camelidae
Source: RefSeq, a predicted model, not a curated record